Messenger RNA from Vicia villosa (hairy vetch), 1855 nucleotides. RefSeq lists its product as uncharacterized. The transcript is spliced from 2 exons. Gene Ontology annotation, cellular component: chloroplast. Lineage: Eukaryota; Viridiplantae; Streptophyta; Magnoliopsida; Fabales; Fabaceae. Bases 99 to 1343 code for a protein of 414 amino acids. Gene Ontology annotation, molecular function: double-stranded DNA binding. Gene Ontology annotation, biological process: chloroplast organization; regulation of DNA-templated transcription. The record is from RefSeq and is a predicted model, not a curated record.
CUUAUGAGACGAGGGAGUACUUUUUAUAUUUUUUUAACUUAGAAAGUUUAUUCAAGUACCAAUUAUUCAUCUCCGCCUCGUCGAAACGGCGAACAACCAUGUAUUCUGUUGCACUUCUGCCCUGCCGCACCGCCGCUGUGAAGCCACCCAAUCACGAAGUCGCUAUUUGGCCCUCUGCAACCGGAAAGAAUAGAUUCAAGGUAACGGAAAAUUGUAUUCAUAUUCAAUAUUUGAAUCCAUUUUCUAACAACAGUGUUCCCUUUCUAACAACAAUGUUCAACUUCAAUAGAUUAACUCCACUAUCUCCAAACCCUAAUCCUCUUCUCCACCGCUACCCAUCACUAUUUUCCCUUCAUUUCUCCACCAACACUUCCGAUUCAACCUCAUCCACCGUCUCAGAUUCAAAACCUGACUCUGUUCUCAACUUCUUCAAAAACCACGGUUUCUCAGACUCCCAACUUCACAGCAUGAUUGCCAGGGUACCUGGCCUACUUUCCUACAACCCCUCCAAAAGGAUCUUACCAAAGUUUCAAUUUUUACUCUCCAAAGGGGCUUCUAACUCCGACAUUGUUAACCUUGUCAGUAAGAACCCUAGAGUCUUGUCUCCUAGCUUGGAGAAUCAUAUAGUCCCAACCUAUGAAUUGAUUUAUAGAUUCUUGCAAUCAGACAAGAACGUUAUUGCUUCUGCAAUUCAGAGUCCAGUUUUACUCUUUGAUCAUCGUGUACCGCGUAACAUUGCAAUGCUGAUUGAGAAUGGAGUGUCGGACUCUAACAUUGCUAGAAUGCUUCGGAUUUGGAGUCGGAUAUUUAGUGAGCGCGACACGCUGAAGUUUGUGGAGGAAGUGAAGAAUUUGGGGUUUAAUCCUUCGAAAACAGUCUUCUCGAUAGCAUUGAUUGCAAAAACAUCGGUAAGCAAAAACUUGUGGGAGGAAAAAGUUGAGGUGUUUAAGAAGUGGGGUUGGUCGGAUGAAGAUGCUCUUGAAGCAUUUAGAAAGAACCCUUAUUGUAUGUUAACAUCUGUUGAUAAAAUAAAUUUAGUGAUGAGCUUUUGGGUGAAUCAGCUCGGUUGGGGUGCUAUGGCCCUUACGAAAGCACCAUAUAUUUUAUCGUCAAGUUUGGAAAAAAGGAUCAUUCCGAGGGCUGCUGUUGUGCAAUAUCUUCUCGAUAAAGGUUUGAGAAAUAAGAGUGCAAGCUUAACUAGUCCAUUUGUAGUGUCCGAGAAGAUGUUUUUGGAUAAGUUUAUAAAACGUUUUAAGAAAGAGUCUUCUUAUCUAUUAAAGUUGUAUGAGGAAAAACUCAUCAAUCCUGCCUACACUAGGAAUGAUAAGACAUGCAUGCCGUAAUCAGAUUUUCAGAUAUUUCCAAGAAAUCUUAUUGAUGCCAGAAUAUGUUGUUGGAUUUGAAAUGGUUUUAAGUCUGUAACCAUAAUGGUAGCUGUGCACUUGUGAAGACCAGCCAUGCAUCAAUCAAUAUCAAAGUUGCACUUGUGGUUUUGGAUUUGUGGAGCACAGUUUUAUAAUAUACUACUUAGUAGAUAUCACUGUGCUACAUCCAAGAAGGUCUUACGAUUAUACCUGAAUAGGUUGCCUGUAAAUACCAAAACUGUAAUCGUGGUUGUGGACUACAAUUAUUUAAAACGCGUAACAGUCAUAUUUUGUGUCAUAGUCAUGCCAGGUCUUGCAUAGCACUUGAUUUUGUCACAUUUUGGCGUCUUGUAAUUUAUCAAUUUUUAUUGGUUGUCAGCUGCCACUUUUUUCUUUUUAAUCUGGCAGCAUUUUUCCAGAAAUUAGUUUCAAUACUCCUGAACAGUUAUAAUUGGACAUUCCAAAUUAAUGUGGUGACAGUUUUUAGGAAA